AUGCUACACAAAAUUGGUGGUGCAAUUGUGGAAGAGGAAAAGCUAGAACUUAGGAGGUUGAAUCAAGUCAAUAGCUCUUACAGAGAUGGCGACGACGACGACGACGACGACUACGAAUUUGCUGACCUGAUCAACUUCCUCUACGAUAUUUUCGUUGACCAUUCAUCCGAUGACGAAACAGCGACGACGUCAACUCUGUGGGCAUGGUGGAAGACGAAACCAUUGAGUUGCUGUGCUAACACCGUCCAAUUAGUUGACACUGGCAGUGUCCGCACAUUUGCAGACACACAUUCUGCUCAACAGUAUCAAAAGGAAAUUCGUGAAGAAGAGUGA
Molecule: messenger RNA, 333 nt
Organism: Rodentolepis nana
Lineage: Eukaryota; Metazoa; Platyhelminthes; Cestoda; Cyclophyllidea; Hymenolepididae
Source: the annotation of a GenBank genome assembly